UCAAUACUUUUUUGAAUACAUCAUCACGUUCACUUUUUACAUUUUGUGUCUCUUUCAAGAUUUUCAAUUAACUCUUUUACAAGUUAUGGACGAUGAACUGUCGGACCCUUUAAAAUUAGUUGGUAGCGAACCAGCUGAACUUAAAUUUGGUUCAACAUUUACAGGCAAAGGCCCUGGUUUCCAUACGCUUCGAUAUGAUUUUAAGCCUGCCAGUGUAGAUAUUAACAAACCCGCAAGUGUUGACAUUAAUCCGUCGAAUCGUGAGGUCACUGUCAAAGUACCCAAUUUUGAGGGUGCUGGUGCAGCGCACACAUUGUACAAGGGUUCGCACAAAGAUUACACUAAAGAAUGUGUACUGAUUAUUGACCAUUUGACUGGAGAAAUUACUUUAGAAAAACUCACUACUAAUGUACAACUCAAAUCUACUAGAAAUGCGGUCGAAAAACCACAAAAACCUGUUGUGCAAAUUAAUCCAGUUUUGUCUGAAAAGAAUAGACCAACGCCUAUAGAUAAACGAUUAAAAGGAAAAACGCAACUUAAACAACAAAUAAAAAAGUCUCCCAAGAAAACAUCCCAAUCACCUAAAGUGGCUAACUUGUCACCACCUAGUAAUGCUCAACAUGUUAAUAAGUCUCCACAAUUUUGUAUGUCUGAAUCUCCUAUGUCAUCCAGUCUUUCGCUUCUGAAUGAUGACGAUUGCUCUAUGACUGGGUUUGAUUCCCAAGCACAUCCUAGUUUUUCAUUGUCUGACAUCAAAACAGAAAUUAAACCUGAACCCUUUGAUGAUUUGGUACCUGCAGCUAGAAGUCUAGAACUUAGUGAAUCUUCUAGCGAUUCUGGUUCAAGUAGUUCGUCCGACAGUGAUAGUGACGAUUCAAUACCACCUCCUCCGCCUUCUAAAAAUACAGCUAAAAAUACUAAACCCACGUUUAAUUCACCAAUUACUAAUGGUUUUAAAGAACGUUUAGUCGAUCCUGGACGUAUUUUAGAUGAAGACCUUCAACUUUCAGAAACGGACUCUGACUGACUAACAUUUUAUGGAAUACAUACCAAAUAUCCAAUUUCAAACCACUCAGUUGUACGUCAACAAUAUUUUUUUUUUCCGUAUUAUUAUGUACUUUAAUACCUACUUAAGUCUUUUUGAGUUAAAUAA
Molecule: messenger RNA, 1153 nt
Organism: Adelges cooleyi (spruce gall adelgid)
Lineage: Eukaryota; Metazoa; Arthropoda; Insecta; Hemiptera; Adelgidae
Product: ell-associated factor Eaf-like
Exons: 6
Coding region: 86-1027 (313 amino acids)
Biological process (GO): positive regulation of DNA-templated transcription; regulation of transcription elongation by RNA polymerase II
Cellular component (GO): super elongation complex
Molecular function (GO): transcription elongation factor activity
Source: RefSeq, a predicted model, not a curated record